Vigna angularis (adzuki bean) is the source of this 1778-nucleotide messenger RNA. RefSeq names its product agmatine deiminase. Gene Ontology annotation, molecular function: protein-arginine deiminase activity; agmatine deiminase activity. Lineage: Eukaryota; Viridiplantae; Streptophyta; Magnoliopsida; Fabales; Fabaceae. Gene Ontology annotation, biological process: putrescine biosynthetic process. The record is from RefSeq and is a predicted model, not a curated record. The transcript has 11 exons. The coding region runs from base 298 to 1425 and encodes 375 amino acids.
UCUCUGAAUAAUAAUGGGGUGUGUCCCUGGCUAUCUUAUCUUCGUACCAUUUCUGGUGUACUCUGCUGCUCUGCCAUUAUCUUCUAUUGUGCUUUCUACAGAAGUUUGGGACGGUGGCGUUACAGUAUUCUGAAUUCGAUUGUAUCUUGCGAAGGAUCUUCGUCUUUGUUUUCAUUAAGGUUAAUUAUGACAAAUUAGGUUGAUUCUCACCGACGUUAUUUGGGAUUUGUGGUCACUUUAGCUUGGUUUCAACAUCGAGCUUCAAAAGAAAAAAGGCCAAACCGAAGCUAGAAUUUCAUGAUGCAGCUCCAAGGAACACCCUCUGCUAUUGGAUUCUACAUGCCUGCAGAGUGGGAAAUCCACACUCAGUGUUGGAUGGGUUGGCCAGAACGCCCUGAUAACUGGCGAGAGGGCGCCGCACCCGCCCAACAUGUGUUUGCCAGGGUGGCAACUGCCAUCUCAAAAUUUGAGUCUGUCACUGUUUGUGUUAGUUCUGUCCAGUGGGAGAAUGCACGAAGUCAGUUGCCUGAACAUAUCAGGGUGGUUGAGAUGAGUAUGAAUGAUUCUUGGUUUCGUGAUUCUGGACCCACUUUUGUUGUGAGAAGAAGCACGACAACAGAGUCUGGUGGUGCAGUUGACAGAAUUGCAGGGAUUGACUGGCAAUUUAAUAGUUGGGGGGGUUUAGAAGAUGGAUGCUAUAGUGAUUGGAGUCUUGAUUUGCUUGUGGCUAAGAAGAUUUUGGAAACUGAGAAGAUUCCAAGAUUUCCGCAAUCGAUGGUGCUUGAAGGUGGAAGUAUCCAUGUGGAUGGAGAAGGAACUUGUCUUACAACAGAAGAGUGCCUCUUGAACAAGAACAGGAACCCUCACUUGAGUAAGGACCAAAUAGAGGAUGAACUUAAGACAUAUCUUGGAGUCAGGAAGGUUAUAUGGUUGCCUCGUGGAUUAUAUGGGGAUGAUGACACGAAUGGUCACAUUGAUAACAUGUGCUGUUUUGUGAGGCCUGGUGUGGUUAUGCUGUCUUGGAUUGAAGAUGAAACUGAUCCUCAGUAUGGAAGAUCUAUAGAAGCUUAUUCUUUGCUUUCAAAUGAAACAGAUGCUAAGGGUAGAAAGUUUGAAAUCAUUAAAAUCCAUGUUCCCGGUCCACUCUAUAUGACAGAGAGCGAGUCUGCUGGGAUUUCCCAGGACGGUGAGGCUAAGCCAAGACCUGCGGGUACUAGGCUUGCUGCUUCCUACGUAAACUUUUACAUUGCAAAUAAAGCUAUCAUUGCACCACAAUUUGGAGAUAGAAAGUGGGAUGACGAAGCUAUCCGAGUCUUAUCUAAUGCCUUCCCUCAUCAUGAAGUUGUGGGAGUUGAAGGUGCCAGGGAGAUUGUUUUGGGCGGUGGAAAUAUACACUGCAUUACUCAGCAACAACCAGCAGUUUAAUCAGCCGCAAUGUCAAUAUUCCUUGACAGGUGGUAUUGAUGCUUUUAGGUUUUCAGAAUGAUUAUUUACUGCAAAUGAGGAGGAGCGUGUAGCAGCUUGGGUGGAAGGGUAUGCUAUUCAGAUGGAAAACCGAGGAAAAUAAAACCAGAUUUAUUAAUUUUAAAUCUGGAUAUCGUGGUUACUCUGAAAUAAAUCCUAUUUAUUUCACUUAUUUUUCAACGGAAUAAUAGUUUUUAUUUUGCUACCAAGUUGUAGAAAAUGGAUCCUGCGUUGUUUUUUGGUGUUCAGGAUUUGAUAAAAAAAGCAGUGCAGAUCAUUGCUAAGUCUUGAAAUGAAAUAACAAAAUUUUGAUA